Molecule: messenger RNA, 1146 nt
Organism: Setaria italica (foxtail millet)
Lineage: Eukaryota; Viridiplantae; Streptophyta; Magnoliopsida; Poales; Poaceae
Product: transcription factor ILR3
Exons: 5
Coding region: 164-931 (255 amino acids)
Biological process (GO): intracellular iron ion homeostasis; regulation of DNA-templated transcription
Molecular function (GO): protein dimerization activity; DNA-binding transcription factor activity
Source: RefSeq, a predicted model, not a curated record
CAAUCCUUAUCUCGGCGGCCGAGCCCACGACCGCUUCCUCCCCCCAGUCGGCCAGUCCCCACCGCCCACCGCCUCUGACUCCGAAUCCCCCCAAUUCCGGACGCGACCGCGGAACCCUAGCCUCCUCCGGCCAUCUGCCGCCCGGCUCCGGCGAUCCCCCGCCAUGGCCUCCCCGGAGGGUACCACGUGGGUCUUCGACUGCCCCCUCAUGGACGACCUCGCCGUCGCCGCCGACUUCGCCGCCGCUCCCGCGGGGGGAUUCUUCUGGUCGGCCGCGCCACCGAUGCAGCCGCUGGCGGUGCAGGCGCCGAUGCAGGCCGUCGCCGCCGCGCCAGCUCCCAACCCCUGCAGUGUGGAAAUCAGUGGCUCUGUGGACUGUGAUCAGGGAAAAGAACAGCCAACAAAUAAGCGUCCUAGGUCAGAAAGUACUGCACAACCAAGCACAAAAGCAUGCAGGGAGAAAAUUAGAAGGGACAAGCUGAAUGAGAGAUUCCUUGAAUUGGGUGCUAUCUUGGAGCCAGGGAAGACUCCUAAAAUGGACAAAUCAGCUAUAUUGAAUGAUGCUAUUCGUGCGGUAGGAGAAUUGCGUAGCGAAGCACAAAAGCUGAAGGAUUCAAAUGAGAGUCUUCAAGAGAAGAUCAAAGAGUUGAAGGCUGAGAAGAAUGAGCUGCGGGAUGAGAAGCAAAGGCUGAAGGCUGAGAAAGAGAGCCUGGAGCAGCAGAUCAAGUUCCUGAACUCCCGCCCAAGCCUGGUACCACACCCUCCUGUGAUCCCAGCCUCUGCCUUCACCACUCCCAAAGGGCCGCCGGCUGCCGGUCACAAGCUGAUGAUGCCUGUGAUCGGCUACCCUGGGUUCCCGAUGUGGCAGUUCAUGCCACCUUCUGAUGUGGACACCUCGAAUGACCCUAAGUCUUGCCCUCCUGUCGCAUAAGCAAGCUAAAUCUUAGUGGAAAGAGGUGAUACCGCCCUCCAUCGAUUCAAAGUCUAGCUCGGUCCGCAGUGCUGUCGGUGUAGUUGACUCGAGGGAAGAUUAUGUGUGUGUCAGGUGGACAGGUGGUGACAUGGGUGAUCUGAUGACACCGUUGUAUAUUAUAUGGUAAAUAAAUUCCGUGACUUCAAGUAAAUGAGAAUUAUGUCAUAGAAGUA